This is a messenger RNA of Ricinus communis (castor bean), 2607 nucleotides long. RefSeq lists its product as uncharacterized. Gene Ontology annotation, molecular function: metal ion binding. Lineage: Eukaryota; Viridiplantae; Streptophyta; Magnoliopsida; Malpighiales; Euphorbiaceae. The record is from RefSeq and is a predicted model, not a curated record. The coding region runs from base 226 to 2154 and encodes 642 amino acids. The transcript is spliced from 9 exons.
UGUGCUUUGACUUGUGAAGUCAAGCAGUGGUAUGCUAUGCUACUUGCUCAAGAAGAACGAAAUUGAAGUUUUGUUCUCAUAAGAUUGAUGGACAUACCAAAUUAUCAAUCUUUCUUCUCGUUCAAUAGAAAAUAAAGAAAACCCAGUUCAAGUUUCUUUUAAACUCAUUCUUGCUUGAUCUGGAUCAGUUUUAACAUUCAAUUUCUAGCAUCUGAGAUUGUGGUGAUGGAGGAGGCAGCCAGGAAUCCCAUAAUCACUGUCGUUUUAGAGGUUGGAAUGCAUUGUGAAGGCUGUGCUUCUGAAAUUGUCCACUCUGCUCGCGGCCUCAAAGGUGUAGAAAGAGUGAAAGUAAACAUAGAUUCAAACGAGUUGAUUGUAGUUGGUCAAGUGGAUCCAUUACAGAUUCAAGAAGAUCUUAGCCGCAAGAUCAAGAAGAAGGUAGAGCUUGUCUCUCCUCAGCCCAAGAAUGGUGAGACCAUCACCACCCUAACUGAUAAAAAUGGCAAGCAGUCAAAUGAAGAAAGGUUGUGUAUUGACAAGGCAUCUUCUCAUCCCAAGAAUGAAGAUACAACCACUGGCAACAAAGAUUACGAUAAGAAAUCUAAUGAUAAAAACCCAGAUAUUAUUCAUGACAAACCAAAAGAGGCUGUGGUGACAACAACAUUAGUACUCAAGUUAGGACACUACUGCCAGGGAUGUAGCUCGAAGAUUCGUAAGACUGUCUUAAACACAAAAGGCGUGCUAGAUAUGGCAGUGGAUGAAGCGAAUGAAAUUGUUACAAUCAAAGGAAGCAUGGACGCAAAGUUGUUGGUGAAUAUAGUUUCACAGAGACUUAAUAUGCCUCUUAAUAUAGUUUCACUUACAGAAGAGGAAUAUAGUACUAGCAAUGGUGAAGACAGUGAGAAAGUAAGCGACCAUGAGAAGAAAGGUAGCGAGCAGGAGAAUGGGAGCGAUGAUACUGAAAUGAAAGGGAGCAUAAUGGAGUUGGAACCACAAACGGCUUCGGCAACAAUGGCAGUAUUCAAGGUGCCACUUCAUUGCGAUGGAUGCACCAAGAAAAUUCGUAAAAUUAUCAGUAGAAUCAGAGGAGUACUUGAGGUGAGAAUUAACAGGGAGGAGGAAACUGUAACAGUCAUAUCAACCAUUGAUGGGAAGGCAUUGACCGAGACCAUGAAGAAGAGAUUGAAGAAACUUGUAGAUGAGAAGAAGAUAGAAAUAAGAAAAGAUGCAGAAGUGAUAAAAGCUACAAGCCAAUAUACAUUUGACAAUAAAGCUCCCAAACAACAAAGCAGUCUACAGCCAGCUCUUCAACUUUCAGAGCAGCAAUCAGAAAUUAUUGAAAUUAUUUCCGUUCAUGAUUUAAAUGAUGAAGACAUGAAACGGCACGAAAGCCCGGUUAGCUCAUCAGGAAGUGCUCUCACUAAACUUGAUUUGGAAAUUGGAGAGAGCUUAUCUACAAGCGAAACAGCAGAAUGGGCUUUUCUAAUCAUGAGCUUACUUUUAGAGGGUGUCUCAGCUGUUCUUGAUCAACUAGGUCGUCUAUUAGGAAGCAUGCUGCUGGCAUUUGCGGCUUUACUUCUCUCUACUGUUGAAUUAAUUUAUAUGGCUCGACGGGAAGGACAGAUUGCAUUUGAUAGGAGGAGCGAAUUGCCAUGCUAUUUCUGUCACUUAAAAGAUAAAACUCCAACUAGUGAACUUUUCUCAGUUAUUCAUUGUUUUGCAUUAACAUGUGCUGUCUGGCAGUGCCUUUUCUCAACGGUUCAGUAUAUAUAUGCUCUCCGCCAUUUAGAUAAUCCCAUCAAAAUGAGUCUUCUACCUUUCAUCUUCCUCGUGUGUGUGCUUAUUUCCAAAUCAAUCAGGAAGAUGGAGAAGAUCAAUUGUCAAAAUCUGAAUACAGCUAGGACUAAAGUCAAGCCCGAAUCAGAUGUUAGUCAAUGUGGAGAUGUACGUUUAUCACCUGGACUCAAGAGGAUGGAGCAGAAUGGUCAAGCUUUGAAGAUCGUGGAGACUAAAACUCAGGUUCCAUCAAAUGCUAGUGAACCUGUAGAUAUAGAAGUCCUUCAUUUUGGGGGUAGUGAGGGAGGUGAGACAGAAAUUGAAGUGGAGGUAGCUGAUGAAAAUGAGAGUGAUAGUGAAGAGAAAGAUGGAGUAUGAAGAAGAGAAAGAUGACAAAACUGAUGAAAAUGACAACGAUGAGGAUUCUGAUCCAGAAUAUGAAACUGAGAUGAUUAUGGAAAGUAGAAAGAAAGUGAACCAUGAUGUGGAUAUGGAAAUGACUUUACAUGGACAAGUUUUUGAUGGAAUUAAUUGCCGGAGGAACUAAUAUAUGGACUUUUAUGGUCAAUUAUGUUACUGAGGAGUAAAUUGCCUGAUUAGGGAUUAUUUUUUAUGUAAAUCAAGUUAAAUAGAUUUUUCUUUUUUAUGUUGAAACGUAAUAUAUUCUAUACUUCCAAACCUGUUAAGCAAUAUGUAUAUGCUUAAUGACUACUAGCUGACGUAGUCCUGUGGCCUUUAUUAUAUGUCCUCUAGAUCUGUGUAUUUCAUAUAUUUUUCUUGAUCUUCUAAGAAAACAAAAAGACAAUGAAGUUAUGUGGAAAUUUCUUUGCU